Molecule: messenger RNA, 1029 nt
Organism: Talaromyces amestolkiae
Lineage: Eukaryota; Fungi; Ascomycota; Eurotiomycetes; Eurotiales; Trichocomaceae
Exons: 1
Coding region: 1-1029 (342 amino acids)
Biological process (GO): carbohydrate metabolic process
Cellular component (GO): extracellular region
Molecular function (GO): chitinase activity
Source: RefSeq, a predicted model, not a curated record
AUGCAUUUCUCCACCGUCGUGAGCGGUGCCAGCCUCCUGGCUUUCGCAACAGCUUCUAGUCUCUCAUCUCGUCAAGACACCAGCGCCGAGACAGUCGUUUACUGGGGCCAAAACUCAAACGAAAAUGCCGACUUAUCUGCCUACUGCAGCUCAACAGCUGGCAUCGACGUUAUCAUUCUUGCCUUCCUCUACGAAUUUGGAAACGGCAUCGACAUCCCCUCCGGCGUCAUCGGAGAAGAAUGCUACAUCUCUACCACAGGUGAAGCCCAAUUGUGCGAUGAUGUAGCUUCCGCUAUCGCUACAUGUCAGGCCGCCGGUGUCAAAGUUCUGCUCUCACUCGGAGGCGCAACGAGCUCUUACUCCUUGCAAUCACAGGCCGAGGCAGAGUCUAUUGGUCAAUAUCUGUGGGAAUCAUACGGAAAUUCUGGCAACACGACCGUCCCAAGACCCUUCGGGAAUGUUUUUGUGAACGGAUGGGAUUUUGAUAUUGAAGUCAACGACGGCUCGAGUCAGUACUACCAAUACAUGAUUUCAACUCUGCGAUCCAACUUCGCUUCUGACCCGAAGAACACUUACUACAUCACUGGUGCACCCCAAUGCCCUCUCCCUGAGCCCAACAUGAGCAUUAUCAUUGGCAAUUCGACAUUCGACAAGCUGUGGGUUCAAUGGUACAAUAAUAAUAACGGACUUGAUAACAUCCCCUACGAAUCUUGCUCGCUUGGAUUUAAUGGGAACGCUCCCUUCAACUACCUAGAGUGGGUUGAUUACCUCGCCGCUACGCCUUCUGCAGGCGCGAAGCUUUACAUUGGAGCACCCGCUUCCACUCUGGCUUCCAAUGGUAACAGUGCCGGUGCUAUCUAUUACAUUACGCCGGAUGAAAUGGCAACUUUGGUCUCUGAGACGGAAGGCAAUUCGACAUUUGGGGGUGUUAUGCUCUGGUCUGCUGGGUACUCGGAUUCGAAUGUCAUCAAUGGUUGCACGUAUGCACAGGAAGUGCAUAGCAUUCUGACGAAAGGUGCGGUCUGCUAG